CCCUUCAGUCAGUUAGUGAGAGUGUGUCGUCGAUGGCAGUGGCCCGGCGGUUGUGUUGCUCGCGGGCCAGCGGGGGGCCUCCUCUUCUUAGAGACCCGGGGGUGCGUUCCCCGGACACGCUGCUCGACAUAACGGCGAAAGUUGUCGCCGAAAAUAUUCCCUUUCAGCGUAUCGAAGAACGCUACGACCGUAUUCCUGAACCAGUGCAACGAAGGAUCAUCUACUGGUCCUUCCCCCGGAACGAGCGAGAUAUAUGCAUGUACUCUUCUUUGUCGCGGGUGCCUCCAGUGAAUUCGAGUGGUGAACCCCAGAACUUGUCUUUUUGCAAAGGAUUAAAAUUACUGGAAACCGGCUGCGUCGAUAACGUCCUUCAAGUUGGCUUUCAUCUGAGCGGAGUGGUGACGGCCUGCCGCAUAUCGCCUCCUCCAACUUUACCCUGUGGAGCACCGGAGCCUCCUCAAAGAUUUAAAGUUUCAGUUAGUUUUGACAGAUGUAAAAUAACUUCGGUAACGUGUAGUUGUGAGACGAAAGAUAUAUUUUGGUGCCAACACGUUGUGGCACUGUCCCUGUAUCGAAUUCGAAAUGCCGAAAGUGUUCGACUUCGUGUUCCUAUAUCAGAAACUUUACUGCAAAUGGAUAGGCAGCAACUUCAAAAAUUUGUACAGUAUUUAAUAUCGGAACAUCACACCGAAGUGUUGCCUACCGCUCAAAAGUUAGCUGAUGAAAUUCUCCAGCAGAAAUCGGAAAUCAAUCAAAUUCCCGGCGCGCCGGAUCCAACUGCCGGAGCCUCCGCUGACGAUGACCACUCCUGGCAUCUGGACGAAGAGCAAGUGUGCGAACAGGUCAAAUCGUACCUCUCGCAGGGAACUUAUUAUAACGCAAAUAAGCAGUUAAACUCUCUAUUUUCGAAGGUGAGAGAGAUGCUCAGGGCGCAGGAUUCAAAUGGGGCGAGAAUGUUGACGCUUAUUACGGAACAGUUCCUUUCCGAUCCUCGACUGCAGAUGUGGCGCAAUCAAGGAACACCAAUGACUGAUAAGUGCAGGCAGCUUUGGGAUCAAUUAGGUGCGUUAUGGGUGUGUAUUGUUUUAAAUCCAAACAGCACCCUUCACGAGAAGCAACAUUGGAAGGCGAUGCUGGAGAAAUGGACUAGAAUAGACGUUUGCCCACCUGAGGAUCCCGACUACAGACUGCAACAACCCGGCCAUCCGUCACAGAGAGAUUCUUUUGUAAAUAGAGAUAGAGAUCGGUAUUAUUAUGAUAGGGAUAGAGACAGAUAUCUUGAUCGCGAGAGAAGAGAUAGACGAGAACGCGAACGAGACAGAGACAGGGGAAGGGAUCGACUCCUCUAUGAUUCUUCAGAUAGUUCUGAUGACGAUGAUGGGGAAUCCAGUUCGUAUAGUCACAGAAGCAGUAAACGCUUAAGGUUAUCGGGAGGCCAUGCCAAAUCCGUUGUACCUGCUUUACCAAGGACAAUAUUCCACAGAGCUUUGGAUGCGGUUGGAAUGUCGUGGGAAAAUAUGCACUUAAAGAAUAUUUUAUCUAGUGAUACAUACUGUUCACAUGUUCCAGACAGUUCCAGUUCCGGUAGUUUUAAUUCUCAAGGGCAGCCUUUGUGGCAUGAAACCUUAUCUUUGUGUGCCGCUCGUGUUGAUUCUCUAAGGUCACAUGGUCACAGAGAAGCUGCACUGAGGUUGGCAGUUUCAGUAGUUCGUACAAUGAAACAGCAGCAGUUAAUAGCACAACGCCGAUGGCAUGAGAGUCAACAAACUAGCAGCACAACCAACACUCGUAGUCAAGGUUCAAAUGUGCAACAAUCACCCUGUACUUCAAGGUGCAAUGGACAAGGUUCAUGUUUAACAACCUCGGUUAAUGCUCCUGCAAAUUCAGAUGGAUGGGUCGGGCAUCCUCUUGAUCCAAUUGGUACUUUGUUUGAUACACUUGCGGAUGCUUCUAUUAUUCCAGAAGAUCAACGUCCUAGAACGCCUACUUAUUUAGGUAGUUUUUUAUUUUUAGAUUUGGUAGGCCUAGAAGAUCAGCACAAUAAUUUACGACCCAGGUAUCAUCACGUACCAGUAGUUGGUUCGCGCGAUAGAUCCGAAACAUACCUAACGUUAGCUUUCGAAGUUGCCUUAAUUGGUCUUGGCCAGCAGCGUCUUAUGCCCGUCGGACUUUACGCACAGGAAAAGGCGUGUAAGCAGGAGGACCGUUUAAUUGCGAAGUUGCAAGAGAUUGAUUUGGAUAACAGUUUGGUAGCGGUGCUGAGGCGACAGGCGAUAGUGUUGCUUGAGGGUGGACCCACCAGCGGGUUGGGGAUAGGCAUUCAUCCCGAAAGUGUUCCUAUGCAUACGUUUGCACGAUUUCUAUUUUUAUCUCUGUUGAAUUACUAUCCUGAUUUGGCAUACGAAGUGGGGCUAAGAGCAAUGCGACUGCCUCUACUGGAAGAGCAUGAGGAUUCUGAUGAUCCGAUGGGGGGUAACGCAUCGAGUUCGUUGAUGAUGAGUAGAUCACCUCGAUGGUUUACUUUGGGACAUAUCGAAACUCAACAAUGCGCUUUGAGUUCAACCAUGCUUAGUGCUGCAAAAGGUGAAGUGAUGCGCUUACGAACUGUCUUGGAAUCCAGUCAGAGGCAUAUUCAUAGCUCCUCGCAUUUAUUUAAACUUGCACAGGAUGCCUUUCGGUUUGCUACCCCAGAAAAUGGCCCACGGCAUCCGACACUGUUGAGUGUGGCUUUCGAGUUAGGUCUUCAGGUUAUGAGAAUGACAUUGUCUUCGUUGAACUGGAGAAGACGCGAAAUGGUACGUUGGUUAGUUACAUGCGCUACAGAGGUCGGAGUCGACGCACUAAUCUCAUUAAUGCAAAACUGGUACCAAUUUUUCACCGCUACUGAAGCCACCGGUCCUGUAGCUACCACCAUAAUGUCGCACAGUACGAUGAUGCGCUUGAAUCUGUCAUUUAGUCAACAGGAAGAACUGUCCGGAUGCGCAAGAACAUUGGCGCUGCAGUGUGCUACCAAGGACCCUCCAAAUUGUGCCUUGAAUGCGUUGACCUUGUGCGAAAAUGAGGCGUUGGCUUUCGAAACGGCUUAUCAAAUCGUAAUCGAUGCCGCCUCUCAUAUUAUGACCUCAUCUCAACUGUUUACGAUCGCAAGGUAUAUGGAACAUCGCGGGUAUCCCACUCGUGCUUAUAAAUUAGCAAUGCUGGCAAUGAAGAAUGUACAUCUUGCUUACAAUCAGGACACACAUCCAGCCAUAAAUGACAUCCAUUGGGCUUGCGCCCUGAGCCAUUCUUUAGGAAAGAGCGAAUUAACCAACAUGAUUCCUCUGUUAGUAAAGAACGUCCAGUGCGCAACCGUACUCUCCGACAUUCUCCGCCGAUGCAGCAUGACCGCGCCGGGCAUAUCGUGCCCACAUCCGCCCCCUUUGGACAAUGGAAAACAUCACACUCAUCCACACCGAAGUAGGAGUUGUACAGCCACCAUAAAACCUUUAUCAUACGAUCGACCUCCACUCCGACAACUUCUAGAGGCCGCAGUUGCAGCCUACAUCAACACCACACAUUCAAGAUUGACACAUAUCUCGCCUCGACAUUACGGUGAUUUUAUAGACUUCUUAACCAAAGCUAGGGAUACCUUUAUAUUGGCGCACGAUGGUCACGCGCAAUUCUCUCAGUUAAUCGAAAAUAUGAAGGUCGCCUAUAAAGGAAAGAAAAAGUUAAUGUUUCUCGUGAAGGAACGGUUCGGCUGAUAUAACUCGAAAAAGUGGUUUUUGUAGUUGUACAGAGAUAAAAGUAAGUAAAGUGAUAUAUUUAUUGUAGUAUUUUCGCGUAACUAAUUGAGUGGGAGGGAACGCAUGUAUCAUCAUUAAUAAUUAGGUGCAAAACUUUGGAAUCCAUACAUAUAAAUCACAUUUAUACAGUGUGUAGUUAUCUUACAGGGUAGAUCAAUGCUUUCCUUCGUAAUUUUUCUUGUUUCCAAAAAAAUAUUGAUAUUUCUAAGACAUUUGGGACUACCCUUUAUUGCUGUCAUUGAAUGAGUAUGCUUUUACUAGUUUUUCACAAUUAUUUUACCAUGUCUUGAUCUAGCCCCUCAAAAUUUUUACUUCAUGUGCUCAUUCUAUGGUGUCUUUUUCAAAGUUAGAUAAACAGGGAACCAUACAUUUGCAUUUCAGUUUAAGCUUGUUUUUUUUUGCUGUUGUGUGAAUCCUUUUUUAAUUAAAUUACACGAACGUCUACUGUCUUUCAAUGUUAAUACCAAUAUUUGGAGAUGUUGUACUCAUGAACAAUUACCUUAAAAAAUUGUGGUUCACUGUUUGCGAUUCAGUCAAAUACCUAUUCAACACACUGUAUAAGGAUUAAUUAAAAAUUGAUUGUCUUCACUUGAAGUAAACUGUACUUCGUACUUAAACAAAUACUAGUUGUUCCAUUUCCAAUAAUCAAACAGACAAUACUGUAAAUGAGAAAAGUUAUCGCUUUAGUUUGACUGCUUUAUUAAUUAUCUUUUUAAUAAUAGACUGAUUUUUUUAAAAUUAGAUUCGGCAAGUGAAGGUCUAGACUGACAUAAUUGAGCUAUUCGUAAAAAAAUGUUUGGUAUUUCCUGCAUCGAAUAUGUUGGUCUUAGAUUCGUGAAAUUUUAUAUACAUGUAGGUAUGUACUAUAUGCGAUCUCAUGCCGUUAGGCAGUUAUAUUAGUAUUAUUUUCAUGUAUUUAGCUAAUUAUAGGUAUGACGAAUAUCGUAUAAUAUGAAAAACACCUAGUUUUUCUAUAAGGGUUUGGCAGAAAUGGGUUGUAAAUAUUAUACUAGGUUCGUCUUAAAUUUGCAAUUAGUUGUUUAUGUUUGUUUAACCAAAGAUUGUUGUUUGUAUAUUUGUGUAAAUAAUUAUUAAAAUUAUAAGUGAUAAUCAUAACAUCUCUUGAACAAGUGGCAAGGAGCUAACUUUUCUACAACCAAAAAUCGCUGCGAAUUACCAAAUACAAUCUGGGUUGGGAAUGAAUUUGUAAUAAAAGGUUUCGUUGUAGAAAGUAGCUACUUUUGCCAUGACUACAAGGUAAAUGCUUCCUGUUAUUUAUAUAAUAUACAGUAUAUAUCGAUAAGUACAAAAUAAUAUUUAAAAGUAGCAGUCGACCAAGCUAUAGUGCGAUGUCAGCUGUGUAUUCCAUUUAAGCUACCUCUGCACCUCAUCUAUUAGAAAUGAUCGGCUAUCAACCAACGCUACAAUAAACUUUGUGGUUUCAAAUUGUAGCUUUGGUUGACUUUUGGAGCUAUUGACUGAAUUAUUUAUUAAGAGUACCGAAGCUCUUGAAAAUCAAACUUAUAUCAUUUCAAUCAGUAUAUCUUCAAGGCGUUGUAAGAAGUUGUUUGGCCUCUCGAUAUCAAAAAAAAUGUAAGUAGAAUUAAUUUGUUUCUUCGCAAUUUUUAUACAAUUAUUUAUUGAAAAGAAAUGGCAAUAUUGUUGAAAUAAGUAAAGUAACACAAGUAAUUAAUGUAAGGAUUGAUGUCGCUGCAAAUACUUUGUUUAUUAAUUAAUUAAUAUUUUUUGAACUGUGAUGUAGACAUUUUACCAUAAUUACUGUUAUUUUAUGAGUUGUUUUUAUUUGGUUUUAUCUCUUCUAUUUGGUGACUAAAUUUUACUGUUAAAAAGGAGUUGUUUUCAAAUACUGUAAGUGAUAAUUUUUAAUUAUGUAUAUAUAUAAUGGUUCCGCCAAAUCGGCACAUUCCAGUAUGGUAAAAUUACUUUUUUAUUAGUUGUUGUGUUGUGUUUUGUGUAAUUGGUAGAGAAGGACGUUGUAUAUAUUGCCAAGAUUAACUUCGCUCAUUGUUUGUUGAACAACAGACUGCAAUCAUUGCAUUCAAUUUGUCUGCGUGUACGAAUGAUUUAUGAUUAUUUUUAUGAUAAAUAAAAAUAUUUGUAAUGCGAAA
This is a messenger RNA of Photinus pyralis (common eastern firefly), 5914 nucleotides long. RefSeq names its product zinc finger SWIM domain-containing protein 4-like. The record is from RefSeq and is a predicted model, not a curated record. The transcript has 13 exons. NCBI's taxonomy places the organism in Eukaryota, Metazoa, Arthropoda, Insecta, Coleoptera, Lampyridae. Bases 33 to 3743 code for a protein of 1236 amino acids. Gene Ontology annotation, cellular component: Cul2-RING ubiquitin ligase complex. Gene Ontology annotation, molecular function: zinc ion binding.